Molecule: messenger RNA, 835 nt
Organism: Falco peregrinus (peregrine falcon)
Lineage: Eukaryota; Metazoa; Chordata; Aves; Falconiformes; Falconidae
Gene: PPP1R1B
Product: protein phosphatase 1 regulatory inhibitor subunit 1B
Exons: 8
Coding region: 63-725 (220 amino acids)
Biological process (GO): intracellular signal transduction
Cellular component (GO): cytoplasm
Molecular function (GO): protein phosphatase inhibitor activity
Source: RefSeq, a predicted model, not a curated record
GCGGUGGGCACCGGCGGCAGAGACCCCCCCUCCGGCAGUGGCGGUGACACUCGGUCGAGGCCAUGGACCCCAAGGACCGCAAGAAGAUCCAGUUCUCGGUGCCAGCCCCCCCCAGCCAGCUGGACCCCCGCGCCGUUGAGAUGAUCCGCCGGCGGAGGCCCACGCCGGCCAUGCUCUUCCAGCUCUCCGAGCAUUCCUCCCCAGAGGACGAGUCCCUGCCCUACCAGCGUGCCUCCGGUGAGGGCUGCCUGCUGAAACCAAAGAGGACCAACCCGUGUGCCUACACACCGCCCUCGCUCAAAGCGGUGCAGCGCAUCGUGCAGUCCCACCUGGAGAGUGGCCUGGUGGGGGGGGACAGCUCCGACGGGGAGGCCGAUGACGGGGAGCACGAGCUGUCCCACGCCUGCGACCCCGACAGCACCCUCGAGACUGCCCCGGGGAGCCAGGGCAGAGCCGAGCGGAGCUUCUUCCCCGCCGGCCCCAAGGCGCACAAGCGGAAAGGCGGGCAGAAGGUGUCCUUCGCUGGUGGGCUGGAGGAGCGCGGCGAGGCCCUGAAAUCCCUGACGGUGUCGGAGAUCCCGGAGGAUCCCGAGGGAGCGGAGGGUGACGAGGAGGAGCCGGGACGGGAGCAGGAGGAGGGUGGCAGCGGGGAGCGGCGACACGUUGGCUUCGCGCCCCCCGGCCCCGAGCGCCAUGCGCCCACCUUCCCGCUGGGCACCAGUUAGCCGGCACUGGGCACCCACCGCCCCCCGGCCGCAGCAGCUUCGUCCGUGCCCCCCCCAGCCCCCCCUGCCCUGCCUGCGCUUCGUGUGCCCUGCCAUGCCCUGCCAGGACC